Molecule: messenger RNA, 4758 nt
Organism: Syzygium oleosum
Lineage: Eukaryota; Viridiplantae; Streptophyta; Magnoliopsida; Myrtales; Myrtaceae
Product: disease resistance protein L6-like
Exons: 8
Coding region: 54-4268 (1404 amino acids)
Biological process (GO): signal transduction; defense response
Molecular function (GO): ADP binding; protein binding
Source: RefSeq, a predicted model, not a curated record
GAGAAGAUAGAGAGAAUAGAGAGAGAGACCUUAAUUUGCAAAGUGAAGCUCCUAUGGCGAACUCAGACGCUGGAACGAGUAGCAGCAACGCAAGGGGAGCCGAGUAUCAAGUUUUCUUGAAUUUCCGUGGCGGAGAUACUCGAUUUGGAUUCACCAGCUUCCUUCAUCAAGACUUGGUACGUAAUUCUAUUCGUGCCUUCAUAGACGAGGAAGAACUUCGAGUCGGCGAAGAAAUCGGUGGAGAGCUUCUGCAAGCAAUCGACAACUCCCAGAUCUACAUACCCAUCUUCUCAAGAAAUUAUGCUGAUAGCAAAUGGUGUCUUCGUGAGCUCGCAAGGAUGGUAGACAACACAUCCAAGUCAAAGGAGAAAAAGAUUCUACCUAUUUUUUACGAUGUGGAGCCAGAUGACGUUGACCUUAAAACCCCAGUAUACAGAACGGCCAUAGAUGAACACAAGAAGAAGUUACCUCGUCACAAAGUAGAAUCCUGGGAGGAGGCUCUUAAGAAGGUCGACAAAAUCAAGGGCUGGGUGCUGCCAAAAUGUAAAAGCCAAGCGGAACUUGUGGACUUGGUAGUUAAAGAGGUUUUGCAUGGGCUGAAGAGAAAACAUAAGUUUGUGACUAAAGAUUUAGUUGGACUUGAUGAUCGAGUGGCAAAAGUUCUCGAAUUGUUAGGUGUUGACUGUAGUGAUGAAGUGAGGCUGGUCGGACUUCAUGGAAUGGGGGGUAUCGGUAAAACCACUCUAGCCCGGCUUAUCUACAAUGAACUUUCUUCUCGCUUUGGAAAGUGUUGCGCCUUCCUUGACGAUGUUCGAGAAAUGUCAAAGAAGGAGGGUUUAGUCUGGUUGCAGAAGAAGUUACUAACAGAAAUUGAUAGUUCUAGUGCAGCAGAAAUUAUUAGUGGAGUUGAUCACGGAAGGGAGACGAUAGAGGCAACACUUGUCAGUAAGAAAGUUCUCAUUAUUCUUGAUGACGUGGAUGAGAAAGAACAAAUUGAGAAUCUAAUGGGACAAGGUCGGUUGCAUCCCGGAACAAGAAUAAUUAUCACCACUAGGAACACAAGUGUGCUGAAGAUUAUUAGGCAAAGAAUGGCUCGUCAAAUGAAGGAGAAGAAUUCUGGCCAUGCACUCCAAAUUCUGCCUUAUGAAAUGAAGGAGAUGAAUUUUGACCAUGCACUUCAACUUUUCAAGAGGCAUGCGUUUCUUGAAGGCCCUCUGGCAGAGGAUUUUGACCACCUCUCAAGAGAUAUUGUCUCCACUACCGGGGGCCUUCCUUUGGCUCUUGAAGUUAUAGGUUCGUUACUUUGUGGAGAGUCCAAAGCGAGAUGGGAGAAAUCAUUAGACAAGUUAAAGGAUAUACCACAUGAAGAUGUACAAAAGAAGUUGAUGAUUAGCUAUGACGCCCUAAAUGAUUAUCAGCGCGAAAUUUUUCUUGAUGUCGCAUGCUUUUUGAUCAAUGCGGAUAUUACUAAUGCCAAUUACAUGUGGGAGGCUUGUGAAUUUCAUCCUGAAAUUGAGGACCUUGUUAGAAUGUCCUUGAUAAAGAUAAAAGAUAACAACAAAUUUUGGAUGCAUGACCAACUGAGAGACCUGGGACGAGAAAUUGUUCGUCGAGAAAGUCGUCAAAAUCUUGGGGAGCAGAGUAGGCUGUGGACUAGCGAGGAGGUCCUUGAUUUCAUAACAACCGACAAGAGGAAGAAAAAGGUUAAAGCGAUUGAUCUACGGCAAAGCAAUUCUCAUAUCUCAAUUAGAAACGAAGAAAUUGAAAGGUUCGAGAGUUUGGCGUUCCUGAGAUUAUCCAAUGGGACAUUUCUUGGGGAUUCCAUCAUUCGUCUACCAGAGUUGAGAUGGAUGUCCUGGUCUUCUCCCCUACCAGAUUGUAGUGUGGCUAGUAUGCAUUCAAAGAAUUUAGUUGUCCUUGAACUUUUUGACAAUCACUUCACAGAUGAUUCGAAAGUAUGGGACUUAAUUAAGAUGGCAACCAAACUUAAAAGUCUAUCUCUUGUAGAUUGUCAUCGCAUUACUAGAACUCCAGACUUGUCGAAAUGCCUGACUUUAGAGAGGUUGACUUUUGAUUAUUGUUGGGAGCUGAGGGAAAUCAACAACUCCAUUGGAAAGCUAACGUGCUUGCGCGACUUGAAUAUCACUAAUUGUAAGCUCGUUGAACGAGUGCCUGAUGAAAUUGGAGGGCUAGUGAAGCUUGAGCGCUUCUCUUUGCAGAGAUGCUACAAAGUGCGCGGACUCCCCACCUCUAUCGGCAAAUUAGCAUCAUUAAGGAAGUUGGACCUUUCAAAUACGAGAAUUACAAGCCUGCCGGAUUCCAUCGGAAAGCUGCGGUGUUUGUCAGAUCUCAACCUACAACGCUUAGCAAUCACUGAAAUUCCAGACGAAAUUGAAGGGUUGGUGGAACUGCGACAUCUUUGUUUGGAAGGCACUAUGAUUAAACAACUUCCGGAUUCCAUUGGAAAAUUAAAAUCAUUGUGCACUCUGAAUUUGUCACAUUACACGUAUGAGGAAUCAAAUUCAAAUCGAUGGAAGUUACCCAAAGAUAUCGGAAUGUUGGACAAACUAGAAGAGCUUGAUUUUGGUCAUCGGAGAGAGUUGGUAGGCGAAAUUCCUUAUGAAAUAGGAAAUCUAUCCUCUCUAAGAGUCCUAAAUUUAUGUAACACCAGUAUCUCUGGAGUUUCGGGAACAAUCAACAAGCUUUCUCACCUCUCAACACUUGACUUAAAAGGGUGUCAUGAGAUUACAGAGUUGCCUGAGCUUCCAACGAGUUUAGUCCGUUUAUAUAUUCUGUCUUACUCACUGAAGGUAAUCCCAAAUCUCUCGAGGCUUACCAAUCUGGUAGAGUUGGUCCUAUCCGAUUGCUUUUAUAAUCGAAAAUCAUCAAACAUAAUGCACACAUGUGACUUGGGGUGGAUUGGAGGGCUAUCCAAACUAAAGAAAUUGGAUUUGACUCUUCUCAAUGUCGUUGUACCGCCUACAAGGUUGGGUCCCCUUUCUCUUCUAGAAGAUCUUGACUUGUGUGGUCUACAUCCGCACCCCCUCGAGCAGCCACGGCCUUCUUUACUUCCUUUAGAACUUGACAAUUUCAGCUCAACAGGAUCGCCACUGUCCAACUUGAAAAUUCUGUCAAUUUUGACGCGUGGUUUCUCGCGGUUGCAAGAAAUUCAAUUCAACGGUCUUUUGCAAUUGCGGCACUUACGUUUGCACGAGUGUUCCCUUCAGAGCUUAUCUAUACCAUCUAGCUUAACGCAACUGGGAUUAUAUGAUUGCCCUAAUUUGAUUGAGAUUCAGUUUCUUGGUAUGUCGGCAUCACUGGAGGACUUAUAUAUUGGAGACUGCGGGUCAAUUGAAAGGAUAGUAUUUUGCGGUGAGGUAGGAUCUCUCGGUGUCCUCGAUCAAUCAGAGUCUUCUUCGAGUGAGUCAACCUAUUUUGCACCAGGAGUACUUCUUCUUCCCAAUGCCUUGAAGAAACUAAAAACACUUAUAGUGGUGCGUUGCAAAAACCUACUUGAGAUUCAAGUCAUCGAGUUAUCAAACUCGAAGAACCUUCAUUAUUUGGAAAUCCAUGAGUGCUCUAAGCUGCGGGUUGUCAAGGGCGUUAACGAACUAGAGUUUUUGACUGAGUUGGUUGUCUACGAUUGUCCUUCACUGGAAACAUUGCUCGACAUAUCGAACUUGAAAAUACCUGAUAAUUGCCGAAUACUAGUCAGAGGGUGCAGGGAGUCGCUUAACACUUUAUCACGAGGUACUUUUAUUCCUUUCAGGCAUUACAAAAGGACGGCCCAACAAGGUGCGCCUCAACCAGAGACAAACAAGGAGGAGGCUAAAAUGGAAGGGGACGCCAAAGAGCCCAAUGAGCUUCAGCUUCAGUUACAUCCAUCUGCAAGUUCUCGGGAUCAUGAAAUUAGCGAAGAGCCUCCCAUUGACAAUGUUGGAGAACGGACUCUGCCUCGAAAUCAAAAUCAGACGACGGAGCAAGACUUGAACCCUUUAAGUAUAUCACCACUAUUGUCUAUGUUUCGAUCUACUGUCAUCAAGUCAAAGACUGGAGGUCUUGACAAAUGUGGAAAGCAAAAUCAAACGACGGAGCAAGACUUGAACUAUUUACGUCUUGACAAACCUGGAAAGCAAAAUCAGACGACGGAGCAAGACUCGAACCCUUUAAGUCUUGACGAACUUGCGCCACCAAGAACAUUUUGUGAUAGGUUCAAGACAUGCUUGGUGAGCAUAUUGGAAUGUAUCUGCAACCGCGAUCUUUCCUAGCAGUUACGCUGGAUUCUUUGGAGUUUGAAAUGGAAAAAGCAUUUUAAGGUUAAUUCGGAAUUCGUGGACAUGGAAGGGCUUAGUCAAGUCUCGUCAUUUGGUUGAUUGAAGAGCCAAGUGAUGGCUUCAAAAGACAAUUUUCAGACUCCUCUUGAUCAAUCUCCAAGGCAACUACAGUUGAGGGACUAAGUGUUCCAGAAACAAGAACUCAGAUUGCAUAGGAAUUUCCUCUACGCUUGCGUGAGACAGUUUCUUCAACCUUGGACGGCAUGUGAUAAACCAACGGACGCACUGACAGGCUGCUGAUUGGUGUUGGCAUUGUCAAGCAAUGAUUAGGUGGCUGGUUAGCAGUGAUCUCUAUAAACAUUCAUUGGCCAAGGUUUACUAGAAGCUGCUUGAUAUUGGAGGCAGCGAGUUUCUAAAAAUGGACUCGGUGCAUUUUGUAAUAAAAGUUUCAUCAUCUAGUAUGCACUUUUCAUUGACAAGGGAA